Magnolia sinica is the source of this 693-nucleotide messenger RNA. RefSeq names its product (R,S)-reticuline 7-O-methyltransferase-like. The transcript has a single exon. Lineage: Eukaryota; Viridiplantae; Streptophyta; Magnoliopsida; Magnoliales; Magnoliaceae. The record is from RefSeq and is a predicted model, not a curated record. Gene Ontology annotation, biological process: methylation. Bases 1 to 693 code for a protein of 230 amino acids. Gene Ontology annotation, molecular function: O-methyltransferase activity; protein dimerization activity; S-adenosylmethionine-dependent methyltransferase activity.
AUGGCCGUGGAUCACUUCAGCUAUUCCGCUGUCGACCGCACAUUUGAAGAGAGAGAGCUAGUGGGCCAAGCAAUUGCGUGGAACCAUUCACUGGGAGCCAUUAAUUCCUUCGUCCUCAAAUGUGCGGUCGAAACCGGAAUACCUGAGGUGGUCCACGGCCAUGGGCGGCCCAUAACACUAUCUCAACUUGGUGCCUCACUUCCUACUCCUUGCACCAACCUCGGCGUCCUCCGUCGGAUCAUGCGCUACUUGGUACACAUGCAGCUCUUCACCGUCCAAAAUGAAGGGUCCGAUGAGAGGGAGGAAUCAUACGGGUCAACCUCGGCCACCAAAUUCAUCCUCAUCAACGAGGAGAAGAGCAUAGUACCGUUGUUCAAACUCCAGAUGCACGAGAAAUGCUUAGCUGCAUGGCAUACAUUAGGAUCUUGUAUGCAAGGGAAGGCCGGUAUGUGUUUGCCUUCGAGAGAAUGUAUGGAGAGAGCCUGUGGGUCUAUGCUUCUAAGCAUCCAGAUCUCAACGGCAUCUUCAAUAACGCAAUGGCUGGUGGGGUCCGAUCAGUGGCUAUGGAGAAGUGUUCCAAGGGUUAACGUCUUUGGUGGACAUAGGAGGCGGCAUUGGCCCACUAGCUCUUCUCUCUUACCAUUCUCCAUUUCUCACUUCAUCCUCUCCCGUUGGUGUACCGUACUUAAAUAG